This is a messenger RNA of Endocarpon pusillum Z07020, 861 nucleotides long. Its product is annotated as 60S ribosomal protein L8-B. The coding region runs from base 1 to 861 and encodes 286 amino acids. Gene Ontology annotation, cellular component: ribonucleoprotein complex. The transcript has 3 exons. Gene Ontology annotation, biological process: ribosome biogenesis. The record is from RefSeq and is a predicted model, not a curated record. NCBI's taxonomy places the organism in Eukaryota, Fungi, Ascomycota, Eurotiomycetes, Verrucariales, Verrucariaceae.
AUGGCUGAAUUCCACCAAAAGAUCUGUGCUCUUAACCGAGUGCUGCUGAUGGUGAUGACUGGCUUGAGUCAUGAGCGUCCUCCUAAGGGAAAGAAACCGGCCGCAGCGCCGUUCCCGCAAUCUAAAGCGGGAAGCAAGAAACCUGCUAAGAAUCCUCUCCUCGAGAGACGUCCUCGCAACUUUGGUAUCGGUCAAGACAUCCAGCCAAAACGGAAUCUCUCGCGCAUGGUCAAGUGGCCCGAAUAUGUUCGCCUUCAACGUCAGAAGAAGAUCCUCAAUCUUCGUCUCAAAGUCCCACCCGCUAUUGCCCAGUUCCAAAACACCUUAGACCGAAACACCGCCGCCCAGACCUUCAAGCUCCUAAAUAAAUACCGACCAGAAUCCAAGGCGGAGAAGAAAGAACGUCUCCAUAAAGAAGCGACAGCAGUCGAGGAAGGCAAGAAGAAGGAGGACGUCAGCAAGAAGCCAUACGCCGUCAAGUACGGUCUCAACCACGUGGUGGGUCUGGUCGAGAACAAAAAGGCCGCUCUCGUCCUCAUCCCGAACGAUGUCGACCCGAUCGAGCUUGUCGUCUUCCUGCCCGCUCUUUGCCGAAAGAUGGGUGUGCCAUACGCAAUCAUCAAGGGCAAGGCCAGGCUCGGCACCGUCGUCCACAAGAAGACUGCUGCUGUUCUGGCAUUGACGGAGGUGCGAUCAGAAGACAAGUCAGAGCUGUCGAAGCUGGUGUCUGCCAUCAAGGACGGAUACAGCGACAAGUACGAAGAGAGCAAGAGGCAUUGGGGUGGUGGCAUUAUGGGAGCGAAGGCCGUGGCGAAGCAAGAGAAGAAGAGGAAAGCCCUUGAGAGUGCCAUCAAGAUCUAG